GGAAAAGCCAUAAAACCUCCCUCCCACCAGCCUUUCCUUUCGUCUUGACUUUCGACCUCUUCUCUCCUUGUCCGGCAUACCGAGUAUUAACUGCAAUACCAUCUGCCAACUUCACAUUAUCAAAACCACAUCAAGACCUAGUCACUAGACUUCAAUACCGCAACCAUGGGUAAGAGCGACAAGGCGCACAUCAACGUCGUCGUUAUCGGCCACGUCGAUUCCGGCAAGUCCACCACCACUGGUCACUUGAUCUACAAGUGCGGUGGUAUCGACAAGCGUACCAUUGAGAAGUUCGAGAAGGAAGCUGCCGAGCUCGGCAAGGGUUCCUUCAAGUAUGCGUGGGUUCUUGACAAGCUCAAGGCCGAGCGUGAGCGUGGUAUCACCAUCGACAUUGCCCUCUGGAAGUUCGAGACUCCCAAGUACUAUGUCACCGUCAUUGACGCUCCCGGUCACCGUGAUUUCAUCAAGAACAUGAUCACUGGUACUUCCCAGGCCGACUGCGCCAUUCUCAUCAUUGCCGCCGGUACUGGUGAGUUCGAGGCUGGUAUCUCCAAGGAUGGCCAGACUCGUGAGCACGCUCUGCUCGCCUACACCCUCGGUGUCAAGCAGCUCAUCGUUGCCAUCAACAAGAUGGACACCACCAAGUGGUCCGAGUCUCGUUUCCAGGAGAUCAUCAAGGAGACCUCUUCCUUCAUCAAGAAGGUCGGCUACAACCCCAAGCAGGUCGCUUUCGUCCCCAUCUCUGGCUUCAACGGCGACAACAUGCUUGAGCCCUCCCCCAACUGCCCCUGGUACAAGGGCUGGGAGAAGGAGAUCGGUGGCAACAAGUACUCCGGCAAGACCCUCCUUGAGGCCAUCGACUCCAUCGAGACCCCCAAGCGUCCCUCCGACAAGCCCCUCCGUCUUCCCCUCCAGGAUGUUUACAAGAUCGGUGGUAUUGGCACGGUGCCCGUCGGCCGUAUCGAGACCGGUACCAUCAAGCCCGGCAUGGUCGUCACCUUCGCCCCCGCUGGUGUCACCACUGAAGUCAAGUCCGUCGAGAUGCACCACGAGUCUCUCCCCGAGGCUUUCCCCGGUGACAACGUCGGCUUCAACGUCAAGAACGUCUCCGUCAAGGACAUUCGUCGUGGCAACGUCGCCGGUGACACCAAGAACGACCCCCCGUUGGGCGCCAACACCUUCACCGCCCAGGUCAUCGUCCUGAACCACCCCGGCCAGGUCGGUGCUGGUUACGCCCCCGUUCUCGACUGCCACACUGCCCACAUUGCCUGCAAGUUCACCGAGCUCCUCGAGAAGAUCGAUCGCCGUACUGGUAAGGCUACCGAGACCAGCCCCAAGUUCAUCAAGUCUGGUGAUGCUGCCAUCGUCAAGAUGACUCCCUCCAAGCCCAUGUGCGUUGAGGCUUUCACCGACUACCCUCCCUUGGGCCGUUUCGCCGUCCGUGACAUGAGACAGACCGUCGCUGUCGGUGUCAUCAAGGCCGUCGACAAGUCCCAGGAUGCCGGCAAGAAGACCAAGUCUGCUGAGAAGAAGCUUGGCAAGAAGUAAACAGUUUAAUCAACUGUUUCUCUCUUCACCAGCUCCGGUACCUUGCGUACCACUUCACGACACGACUACUAUGAGAUGAUGAUUUUUCUUUGGUAGUUGACGAAGAAUGUCUGUAUGACGACUUUGGUCGAGCACGCACAUCGCUGGAGGAUGGAUCACGGCUCAGCUAUGAACAAAAUUUUUCCCUUUGUGUGAAAAGUGAGAUAGAGUCAAAAAUAGACCGAGACGUCUGACCCA
Molecule: messenger RNA, 1785 nt
Organism: Microdochium trichocladiopsis
Lineage: Eukaryota; Fungi; Ascomycota; Sordariomycetes; Xylariales; Microdochiaceae
Product: P-loop containing nucleoside triphosphate hydrolase protein
Exons: 5
Coding region: 166-1548 (460 amino acids)
Biological process (GO): translation; translational elongation
Molecular function (GO): translation elongation factor activity; GTP binding; GTPase activity
Source: RefSeq, a predicted model, not a curated record